Tripterygium wilfordii is the source of this 4258-nucleotide messenger RNA. RefSeq names its product Fanconi anemia group J protein homolog. Gene Ontology annotation, cellular component: nucleus. The transcript is spliced from 28 exons. The record is from RefSeq and is a predicted model, not a curated record. Gene Ontology annotation, molecular function: hydrolase activity, acting on acid anhydrides, in phosphorus-containing anhydrides; DNA helicase activity; DNA binding. NCBI's taxonomy places the organism in Eukaryota, Viridiplantae, Streptophyta, Magnoliopsida, Celastrales, Celastraceae. Gene Ontology annotation, biological process: double-strand break repair involved in meiotic recombination; nucleotide-excision repair. Bases 109 to 3930 code for a protein of 1273 amino acids.
CAGAAGCUGCCCGCCUCGAUCAAAAUCAAAUAACAUCUCAAUCCCCAUUUUCCCGCCAAAACCCCACCCAUAAAACCCCAAUCGGAUAUUCUACGCACGAAUUCUCUGAUGUUCGCCGGCGAAAAAAACCCAAAAAUGGUCAUACUGAAAAAACCUAAAUCGACCAGCUCCAACAAUAACGUGUAUCACAUCGGUGGCAUUCAGGUGGCGUUCCCGCACCAGCCCUAUGGUACGCAGUUCGCUUUCAUGGGCAGGGUCAUAUCGACGCUCGAUCGGGCAACGAAAGACGGCCACUGUCACGCGUUGCUCGAGUCACCCACUGGCACUGGGAAGACGCUGUCCCUGCUGUGUUCGGCUCUGGCGUGGCUGAAGAAUUACCAGGUGAAGAAUCAGUAUGCCAAUCUCUCUAACUCGAAGCCCAAUCCAGAGUCAAUAACCGAUCCCUUGAACCAUGGAGGCGGAUUUAUCCCUGAAUCGCAACCUCCAAGUUUUGCAGCGCCUGUGAAUUUAGAAACAGGGAAUCCUGCACCCAACAACAAAACUCAGAAGAAAAAGAAUGCACCCACAAUAUACUACUCAUCGAGGACUCAUUCGCAACUUUCUCAAGUAAUCCGUGAAUACAAAAAAACUUCUUAUCGAGUGCCAAUGGCAGUUUUGGCUUCCCGAAAACACUACUGCACAAAUGCACUCGUAUACGGGAAAGACAACAUUGAUGAAGAAUGUAAGCUGCUUCUGAGAGAGAAUGAUCUUGGAUGCUCUCAUUUCAAAAAUGUACACAAACUCAAAGGUCAUCCAUCACUCAGGAAAGGAGGUAUCCAUGAGGUCCAUGAUAUUGAAGAUCUUCUUAAAGUUGGACAAGUCGUCGAAGGUUGUCCAUAUUAUGCUGCACGUUCCAUGGCAGAGGAAGCACAGUUGGUUUUCUGCCCAUACAAUUACGUUAUUAAUCCAGUCAUUCGAGGAGCAAUGGAAGUAGAUAUUGAAGGAGCCAUUGUUAUCCUUGAUGAAGCCCACAAUAUUGAAGACAUUGCUCGUGAUGCUGGUAGUAUGGAUCUCGAUGAAGAUGUUUUGAACAAAUUGCAGAUGGAACUUGAGCAACUUUCCUUAUCCGAUGCUACAGUUUACCAGCCACUGUUUGAUAUGGCGGAGGGCCUUGUAAGUUGGAUUGAACUCAGGAAAAACACACUCGAGAAACGUGAAUUUCAGCAUUACUGUUCUUGUUGGACUGGUGAUAAGGCUUUGAAAGAGCUCCAAGAAGCUAACAUAUCACAAAAUUGCUUUCCCAUCUUGCUUGAUUGUGCCACAAAGGCAAUCAAAGCUGCAACAGAUACGGAAUCAGUUGAGGCUCAUUUAAGUGGUUUCGCAGUAACCGUGUUGGAAGGGUUGUUCUCUUCUCUUACUUAUUUCUUCUCGCGAAAUGGGAGUCAUACGUCUGACUAUCAGCUUGCUUUGCAACGAUAUGUUAAAAGGGAAGCUAAAAAUGUUGGCGGCGGCUGGACACAUACUAUAAGUUUGUGGUGCUUGAAUCCAGCUGUUGUUUUCAAGGAUAUCACAAACCUUUCCCUGUCUGUCAUUUUAACAUCUGGGACUCUGUCACCAAUGACUUCCUUUUCAUCUGAGCUUGGAGUUCAGUUUGGAACUUGUAUGGAGGCUCCUCAUGUAAUUGAUGUUGAAUCACAGGUCUUCACUUCUAUAAUCACCACAGGUCUGGGUAAUUACCCAUUGAAUGCAAGUUACAAAACAGCAGAUGGAUAUGCUUUUCAGGAUGCCCUUGGAAAAUCUUUAGAGGAAAUCUGCAAAAUCGUUCCAAGUGGUGCUCUUGUGUUCUUCCCAAGUUAUAAGCUGAUGGAAAAACUAUGUAACCGAUGGCGUGCAACAGGCCAAUGGUCCAAAUUAAAUGCAAGAAAAUCCCUUUUUGUUGAGUCAAGGGGAGGAAGUCAGGAAGAUUUUGAGGACACGUUAAGGGGUUAUUAUGCCUCACUACAUAAAAGUAAUAAACCUGCUGUUAGGAGAAGAAAGGUUAAGAAGAUGGACCCUGAUCACCCUGAUGCAAUUGAGUCGACCGAAAACACCACAAAAGAUGGAGCCGGUUUCCUUGCAGUUUGCCGAGGAAAGGUCUCAGAAGGAAUUGAUUUUUCUGAUGAUAAUGCUCGAGUUGUUAUAAUUGUUGGCAUUCCAUUUCCAAACAUAAAUGACAUUCAAGUCGCUCUAAAGAAAAGGUACAAUGAUACAUACAAGACAUCCAAAAACCUGCUUAGUGGAAGCGAAUGGUAUUGCCAACAAGCCUUCCGAGCUUUAAAUCAAGCUGCAGGACGUUGUAUACGACAUAGGUUUGACUAUGGAGCUAUCAUCUUACUAGAUGAGCGAUUCCAGGAGGAGAGAAAUAGAAUAUACAUUUCAAAAUGGCUUAGGAAAUCUAUUCAAGAAUUUGAAAGCUUUGAAACAUCGCUAGAGAAACUGAAAUCCUUUUUCUGUGAUAUCAAGGAAAGGAUUGGGAAGAAAAUGGCCGAUUUGUCACCACAUUCAGACAAGAGCAAGGGCAAAAAGGCUUUGAAGGAUCAAAGUUAUGGGCUGACAGAAAACAAAAUACUUAAAACAAACAAGCCCGAUCACUUUGAGCAGAAUCUAGGUUCUGUGGCAAACUGUAACGGCACUCGUUCCCAGUUAAAUUCUCAAACUGAUCUCGAAGCUUGGGGACAUGUGCUAAUAGAUGAGGACAGUGACAGAGAAUGUGUUGAACUGGAAAGCAUGGCUCAGAAAGAUAUGAGGACGGCUGAUUCAUUAUCUAUGGAAUUUUCCCAUGAAGUUCUAGAAAUAUCUACCGUCAAAGAAACCCCUGUUAUGGAUGGCAGUAUAACAAUGGCUAGUUUGGGAUCCUUAUCGAGGAAUGGUCACUGUAAUUCAAUGUCAACUCAAGUCAACACCAAAUACAAAGAUGAAGUAGCAUCUCGUUCCAUGUAUUUAGAAAACCAAACUAAGGCUCCCCACAGAGCCCAGCGUUCAGCAGAAGUCACUCCUGAGAAGGAAUCAACUGGAAUUACCAGCAUCCUGACAGUGGAUGUGGAGUCAUCUUUCAAUUUGAGUACUAAUUCUCAUACCCAGAAAAGAAGAAAGUUCAUUAACUCAACAUUGGUGGACCUUACUGGAGAACAGCCUGAUGGUCUUGAUACCCAAACCUGUUGCCGUACUGGUGUCUUAAAAAGCUCAAUGGCCAACGGAGAUAUUACUCGCAGAAUUGAAUUUGGCUUUGAAGACUCUGGUUCCAGACACCAAUUUGCCAAGUCCAAUUCACCUGGAUCACCCUUGUUAAAUAGUUCAGUUGUUUCAUCUUCGUCUUCUGGCCUUUUCACUGACAGGAUGCUACAAUUUUCCUGCUCACUCUGUAGAAGCCCCUUGGGUCUUCCAGAGAACAAUCUAUAUGUUAGAUGCUCAAUAACUUCAACAUCAAAAGUUCACUUGGUUACCCUUGUGAAAGAAAGAUCUGAACAUCAUGAUGUGAAUACCUCAACAUGUAUACCUGUAGUUAUGGCUGAUAUAUCCUUAGUUGAUCGGCGUCUAUUCCUAAAAAACCUGCAAGGUCAUCCAGGACAGGGUGUUUGGUGUCAAGAAGACGGGUGCGUUUUUAGUACCAUCUUUUGCCCCUUCUGCAGUACCACCAGAAACAGUCUUGGUGUACAGAUCAUGGCAACUGAUGCAUCAAAUGUUCAAUUGCUUAACAAGAUAUUAUUCUUCUUUGAUUGUUUGGAAAUACAUAAUCUUGAAGGAUCACAGGAAAAGGCACCAAACCAGAAGGAGACAUUGCAAGCUAAUGGCUCGGGAAUGGAUAGAGCUCCCAUUUUAGAUUACAUCGAUCAAUAUUCAUAUUCCCCACAACAAACCGUGGGACACUGGAGGACUACAAAAUCAAAGCUGAGACUACCAAAGCGAAGUUGAGAGGAUUGGAAUCAAAAUGGAGGAGCGGUGGUAAAUAUCUCAAUGCUGUUGCCCAUGUAGUCAAUCUGAUGUAUUGAGUGGUUCUGCAGAAUUUACUGAUGGAAAAUAUCAUAAAGCUAUCACUCUUAUAAUUCAAAGUGAGUUUUUGGGCUGCUGUCUCUUAAUAUGUACCAAAGCUCUGGCCAGGCGUGGAAGUGGAAUGGUUUGCAGUCUUUCACAGCCAACGAGAAUGUAACUAUUAGAAAAUCAAACAUUGAUCCACAUAGUUUUGUUUUUGUAUAUUCUGAUUCUUCAUCUGGUAAAAUGAAGUUUUUAUCAAAAAAAAAAA